ACUCCAUGAGUAUGAAGUAGUAAUACGAAAGGAACGACUUAUUUUUUCUCUACAAAAAAAUUAAUUCUCAAAUUAAUCUCGAUCGUAUUUGAUAUAGAAUUAUUAAAAUACGUUUUUCCUAAAUCUACAAAUCAAAAAAGACGCCAAAAUUAAGACAAGCCAACUUAAAGCGAGUCAAGGAAAUACCAUAACCACAGUCCUAAAUAAAACGACGGUAGAUAUAUUCUAUGGACUUGAGGGGACGUUUAAUUUCUAAAACUUCAAAACAAUGGUUCAAGCUGUUACAUGCUAAAGUUAUUAUCAGUAAGUCAGUUGACCCGUACUUCAACUUGGCUCUCGAAGACUUUCUCUACUCCAACAGCAAAUCUCCUAGGUCUUUAAUUCUAUAUACAAAUACUCCCAGUGUAAUUAUUGGGAGAAAUCAGAACCCUUGGGUGGAAGCCAAUGUGAGGAAAUGCAGAAGUAAUUUGGUCAACAUUAUUCGCCGGAAGUCUGGAGGUGGUACUGUAUUUCAUGAUUUAGGAAACGUAAAUUAUAGUCUCUUGACAAAUCGAAACGAAUUCUCUCAUACAAAAGGUGCUGAAUUGAUAGUUAAGGCUCUUGAAAAACUAAACGUUGAAGCAGAACUAAAUCAGCGGCAUGAUAUUGUCUUAAAGGAUACAAAACAGAAAAUAAGUGGAUCUGCUUACAAAAUUAGCAAAGGGAAAUCUUACCAUCACGGGACGAUGCUACUGAAUUCAGAUUUAAAAGGAAUUAGCAGUUAUUUGAGAAGCACAACAAAGGGAAUUAUCUCCAAAGGAGUUACAAGUACUCGAUCGGAUGUUGCAAACGUAAACCUCUCUCAAGUGGACUUUCUGAGAGAAGCAAUGUUAAGCUUUUUACAAUAUGACGAUGCUCGGCAUGUUUCAGGAACUAAUCCCGAUACUUCUAUAGAUGAUCAAAAGACUGCUGAUCUUUCUUCUCGUGAUAACGUCGUAUUUGUGGAUUCAAAUGAUCUUGCUGGCGUGCCACAUGUAAUGCAAACCAUGCAAGAGCUCAAAUCAUGGAAUUGGACUUUUGGGCAAACUCCAUUCUUUAAGCAACUUAUAACUACGAACAAUUUACCUAUUGGAAAUCACCAGAUUGAACUCGAUAUAUCUAUACGACAUGGUAUAAUUGAAAACUUCAAUUUCACGAGUUCAAAUGACCGACUUCAACAAGAAAUAAUGAAUUAUCCUUGGAAAGGGAUGGCAUAUGAACUGGGGUUCAUCAAUUCUUUUAUGUUAAACAGCGUUCCUAGUUCAGAAGCAUUAAUUGUUCUCGAUUGGAUAUCUAAAAAUAUUUAACCUAACAGUGAAAUACUAUUCUCCCAAAUUUUAUCCGCUAAGUCUUCAAGACUUAUACCUUUUAUCUUGGCUAUAGCCUCUGCAACGAUUAAAGUAUUGCAUGGUUCGUUCCUACCCCUAACCAUGCAUCCCUCCUUAAAUCUCUCUUUUUUACAUGUAUCAAAAAGGUUCUUAGAGUCCAAGAAAGCAUGGCCAGCAUGCGAUGGACGAAUUUCGCACCAAGGGGCAUCUAGAAAAUCUAAUUAGAAUACUUUUCCACGUUUAACAGUUAAUUCCAUAAUAGACAUACCCGUUUCUAACAACAUCUUAUCCAAAGGAAUUGCUCUUACUACCUCAACAUUUUCAGGAGUCUUUAAUGAGCAACCAUUAACUCCAACGUAGAGACCGUGAUCAAUACAUUGUUGCAUCUCUUCAAUUGUACCAG
Messenger RNA from Schizosaccharomyces octosporus yFS286, 1749 nucleotides. Its product is annotated as lipoate-protein ligase A. The coding region runs from base 228 to 1325 and encodes 365 amino acids. The record is from RefSeq and is a predicted model, not a curated record. The transcript has a single exon. Gene Ontology annotation, biological process: protein lipoylation. NCBI's taxonomy places the organism in Eukaryota, Fungi, Ascomycota, Schizosaccharomycetes, Schizosaccharomycetales, Schizosaccharomycetaceae. Gene Ontology annotation, molecular function: lipoyltransferase activity. Gene Ontology annotation, cellular component: cytoplasm; mitochondrion.